AUGGUUCGGAGCGAAGAGGAGGCGAUUUUCCGGUCGGCGGAGAUGUCGCUGGUGCAGUUCUACAUCCCGCAGGAGAUCGCGCGGGACACUGCGUACACUUUGGGGCAGCUGGGGCUGGUGCAGUUUCGAGACCUGAACGCCAAGAAGCAGGCGUUCCAGAGGGCGUACGUGGACGAUAUCAGGCGGUUGGACAACGUGGAGCGUGUGUACAGGUAUCUGUACAGUCUUCUGCAGAAGCAUCGCAUCCAGCUGUUUGAGAACGGGGAACUCCGUGAUGGGAGUGUAGGUGGUGACGCUGUCGCUGAACCACCCAGCGGGUCUGCCAUUGACGACCAUGUGCAGAACGCUACGUUCUUGGAAGAGCGUUUGAUGGAGAUGGAGGACGGCUGCGAUCAGAUCAAGAGACAGCGCACGGACUUGGAGCAGUACCGGUUCUUGUUGAGGACCGCGGACGAGUUCUUCUCCCAGGACAUGGACGCACCACAAUCCCAGGCCAACGAUACACCACAACCUACAGACGAGGAAAUGGGUAACGCAGAGACAACUAGGUACGGCGGUGCAAACAGCUCCGUGAACUAUGUGUCCGGUGUCAUACCAAGUGAAAAGACACACAUCCUGGAACAAAUCCUAUGGAGAACCUUGAGAGGUAACUUACUGUUCAAACAUGUAGCAAUUGAAAAGCCACUCUACGAUGAGAAGACUGGGAAAUAUGUAAAGAAGGACGCAUUCAUUGUGUUCUCGCAUGGUGACUUGAUUAUUAAGCGUAUUAGAAAGAUAGCUGAGUCACUAGAUGCCAAGCUGUAUUUUGUGGACUCGAGAUCUGACCUGAGAUCUGAAAAGUUGUUGGAAAUAAACAGAAACUUGCAGGACUUAAACACCGUGCUACAGACGGCAAUGGUUACUUUGGAAAGUGAAUUAUACGCUAUUUCAAAAGAACUGAACUUGUGGUUCCAUGAAGUCUCAAAGGAGAAGGCAGUAUUCGAAACAUUGAAUAAAUUCAACAACGAUGAAAAUAGAAAGACCUUGAUCGCAGAAGGUUGGAUCCCAAUGGAUCAAAUAGAUAUACUGAGAGCAAAACUGGAGGAGAUGGUAAACAGAUUAGGAAUUGAUUUCCCUUCGACACUGCAAGUUCUAGAGACUACAAGCACACCACCAACAUACCACAGAACAAAUAAAUUCACAGAAGCCUUCCAAGCUAUCUGUGACUGUUACGGUAUCGCCCAAUACAGAGAAGUCAACCCAGGUCUACCAACAGUGGUUACUUUCCCUUUCAUGUUUGCAAUCAUGUUUGGUGACUUGGGGCAUGGAUGCAUCAUGUUCUUAGCUGCUUUAACGCUAGUUCUAAAUGAGAAAGCUCUGGGUAAGAUGAAGAGAGACGAAAUUUUUGAUAUGGCCUACUCUGGUAGAUACAUUCUAUUAUUAAUGGGUCUCUUCUCCAUGUACACGGGUUUCCUUUAUAAUGAUAUCUUCUCUAAAUCAAUGACAUUUUUCAAGUCUGGUUGGGAAUGGCCAGAAAGUUGGCACAAGGGGGAAGCCAUUUUUGCUAAACAAGUUGGUACUUAUCCUAUAGGUUUGGAUUGGGCUUGGCACGGUGCUGAAAAUAAUUUGCUAUUCACUAACUCAUACAAGAUGAAAUUAUCUAUUUUAAUGGGUUUCAUUCAUAUGACUUAUUCGUAUAUGUUCUCCCUUGUUAAUCACCUUCACUUCAACUCUUUCAUUGACAUUGUCGGUAACUUUAUUCCUGGUCUAUUAUUCAUGCAAGGUAUCUUUGGUUAUCUAUCCAUUUGUAUUGUUUACAAGUGGACCAAGGACUGGAUCAAGGAUGGAAAGGCUGCGCCAAGUCUAUUGAAUAUGCUGAUCAAUAUGUUCCUGUCUCCUGGUAACAUCGAUGAGCCGCUUUAUCCACAUCAAGCCAAAGUUCAGAUGGUUUUGUUAGUUACUGCCCUAAUAUGUGUUCCAUGGCUACUAUUUGUGAAGCCAUUACAUUUCAAAUUUACUCACAGCGAUAACUCAGGAAAGGCCUCAUCGAAUGAUGGUGAAUAUCACGAAGAAACAGAAAAUUUAUUACCAGAUGUUAACGAUGCAUUAGAUUUGAUAGAAGAAGAAGAGAUUGCAGAAGGUGAGGAAUCGCAUGAAGAGCAUAGUGAAGAGUUCGGUGACGUCAUGAUUCAUCAAGUUAUCCAUACAAUUGAAUUCUGCUUGAACUGUGUAUCACACACUGCGUCAUAUUUGCGUUUAUGGGCUUUAUCUCUUGCCCAUGCCCAAUUAUCUAGUGUGUUGUGGUCGAUGACCAUCGGCUUGUCAUUUGGAAUGAGCGGAUUCAUGGGUGUUUUUGCUGUUGUUUUCUUAUUUGCCUUGUGGUUUAUCUUGACAGUAUGUGUGUUGGUCGUAAUGGAAGGUACUUCUGCUAUGUUACAUUCAUUGCGUCUACAUUGGGUUGAAUCGAUGUCUAAAUUCUUUGUUGGUGACGGUACGCUAUACGAACCUUUCAAAUUGAUUGAUAGGGACUUGAUUGAGGAGUCGAUCGAGGCAGGUGUAGUUAGUACAAUAGAUGUUGAUACUGAAGAAAGUGUAGAGGAUUUUUCAAAUCUUGAUGAAGAUGGUAGUCCAAGAGACGAGCCGGGUUUUAUAAGACGUUUUUCUGGUAUUUUUACUAGAUCUUCUGAUUAG
This is a messenger RNA of Nakaseomyces glabratus, 2670 nucleotides long. RefSeq names its product H(+)-transporting V0 sector ATPase subunit a (gene VPH1). The record is from RefSeq and is a predicted model, not a curated record. Gene Ontology annotation, molecular function: proton-transporting ATPase activity, rotational mechanism; ATPase binding. NCBI's taxonomy places the organism in Eukaryota, Fungi, Ascomycota, Saccharomycetes, Saccharomycetales, Saccharomycetaceae. Gene Ontology annotation, biological process: proton transmembrane transport; vacuolar acidification. Gene Ontology annotation, cellular component: fungal-type vacuole membrane; vacuolar proton-transporting V-type ATPase, V0 domain; vacuolar proton-transporting V-type ATPase complex.